AUGGAUCAAACUGUGAACGUUGACGAUGACGAUCAAUUAAACGCUCAAUCGUUCACGUCUAUUCCAUAUCAAACACAAGAAUGCAUACUUUAUGGAACAAUUUAUGAAACUUAUCUUCCGGAUCUUGAAAGAAGAUUAGCGGGCUUAUGCGAUCCUGGAAGUGAAGACUUCCAUGAGCACGAGAUGUCAUUCAGUUUACGGACAGGAAUGUCGAUGACGCCUGAUGUUACAAUAAAGCUGAGAAGAAGAUUUAAACAAGAUCAAGGCUUUUUAAAUUGUUGGAUGUUUAGAUAUAUUGGCGUGCCUGAACCAGAUCAAAAAUGUCCAGUUAUUGUACGGAAAGUCAUUGAUUCUUGCAGUUAUUCUCAUGAUAUGAUGACAUUCGCAAAAACGUUGGGACUUCGAAUGGAUUAUGAAUUUAUAACAAAAGGCACGAUUUGGACGACCGGAAAAAUAAAAAUAGUGACAAGUUGCCUUUAUCGCUCGGAUCGCCCUGGACAUUACGAUCAAGCGAGCAUAAAGAAGAUAUCGAACUCAGUGCUCGUUGAAAUGAGUAUCAAUCUCCCAGAAUCUGCUGAAUACAUGCAUGCUGCCAAACAAUUACGUGACUUUGCCGACCAGUUCAUGCCUUUGAUUUACAUGGAGAAAAUUGAUUACUGGAAAAAAUACUGUUCAACUGGUUCAGUUCAGCCGGCGGCCCAACCGAAUCCAAAUCCAUCAUGA
Molecule: messenger RNA, 723 nt
Organism: Caenorhabditis bovis
Lineage: Eukaryota; Metazoa; Nematoda; Chromadorea; Rhabditida; Rhabditidae
Source: the annotation of a GenBank genome assembly